AGCGAUUAUAUCACGUGACACAUGUAAAACAAAUCUACCGAGAUGGCGACUGCUAUGUAUCUGGAACAUUACUUGGAUAGUCUUGAGUCCUUACCGACAGAACUGCAAAGAAAUUUCAACCUGAUGAGAGAUCUAGAUCAGAGAUCACAAGACUUAAUGAAGGACAUAGACAUAUUGGCUGAUGACUAUGUAGUUAACGUUCGUGGCAUGACAACGGACAAAAGAACAGAACACCUUGAUUCAAUCACAAAUCUGUAUUCCAAGAGUAAAGAGUUUGGAGAUGACAAAGUUCAGUUGGCAAUGCAGACAUAUGAAAUGGUUGACAAACAUAUACGAAGGCUUGACGCAGAUUUGGCAAGAUUUGAGGCGGACUUAAAAGAAAGAGGAUCUUCAAAUGUUUCCAAUACAGAUUCUGAUUCUGGAAAGAAAUCAAAUAAAGACAAAGACAAGAAAAGAAAAUCUAUGAAAGACAAAUUUGAAGAUGAAAUUCCCAGAAAGAAAAAGAAAAAAGGACAAUCAGUACCUGAAGAAGAGGAGGCCCAAACACAAGUCACCAUAAUCCCACUACCUAUAACACAUCCCUCCGACGUCCUUGACAUGCCGGUCGACCCCAAUGAACCUACCUACUGUCUCUGUCAUCAAGUGUCCUACGGGGAAAUGAUCGGCUGUGAUAAUCUUGAGUGCCCAAUUGAAUGGUUCCACUUUGCCUGUGUUGGUUUAAAGACGAAACCAAAAGGCAAGUGGUUCUGCCCGCGUUGUACAGAAGAGCGGAAGAAGAAAUGACCGACGUUGGUGUUAUAGGAUUCUCUAAUACAGGUCUCUCCUACGAAUGAUGGCACCGUGACUUGUUGAACACGACCAGGGGGUGAUCCCCCAGAACAUUAUCACCAUUCACCUUGGUUAGAUUCAUCAUGUUCUGCUCAUCUCUCGAAUGUGUUUUUCAAACAUGUUGAGAUUUGGCAAACAAAGAAGAAAACAUCACCCUACAUCAUAUCUCGCACCUUCCCCUACCAUCAUACACCAUCAUCCAGUGGUGUGCUAUAGUGAGAAGUCCCAUUGGGGGUGAAAGAGCUGGAGACAAUUAGGUGUCAUUGUACCACAUAUACUGUCAAAUCCCAGCUAUAGCUUAUCCCUAGAAACUCAUAUUAUAACUUGUAAUACAAGUAUAAUGCAUGUUUUGGAAAUCUUGUUCUCAUUUCAAGCCGGUUCCAGCAAAAGUAUCUUGCUAUUCUUCAAUUUUGAGCUGGCUUGUUUGUUUGUUUUUAAUGUGACAUUAUAGCAUGUGAACAUUCAAACAGAUGUUCUCUUCAAGUGAACAACCUAUUUCAAAAUUUAGUAAGAACACUGAUGACCAAAACCAUUUUACUGGUUCCUAGUUCACAUUAUCAACAAGUAUACACAUUUACUGAUAAUUGAUAAGUAGAUAUUUUUAUAAAUUUUAGCAUUUAUAUUUAUCAUUACUGACCUUAUAAUAUUACAGGAAAUUCUCUAAAAUAUGGUCUCUACACAAAAACAAAAUGACAAUGUGUAUGCUAUUUGUUUGUCAAGUUAAAAUAGUUCAAGUUUUAAAAUAUUUUUAAUGCAUAUAUUCAUUUAAAACAUACUCUGUUUAAAUUGAACUCACAGACAGUAUUGUGUUUAAUUUGAAUACAAUAUGUUUGCAGUUUUUGAAGUGAUAUCUAUCUGGUUAAUUUUCACCAUAUUCGUCUUCUCAAAAUAUAAAUUCCUUUUAAGAGAAAAAACUGUGUAAAAGAUGUUAAGUAUAAUUUGAGUAAUGCAUCACCUGUUUAGUAUAAUCCUCCCAUCAUCCCAUCACCUUCACAUAACUAAUACCAUAGGACCACCAUCUACUUCAUUGUUAUACAUUAUUCCGUCAUGCCAUAGGACCACUAUCUACUUGUUAUAAGGUUUUCACCAUUCAGUACUGGGCUCAUUGUUGUGGACAAGUAUUAUUAUUUAAGAAGGUAAUAAUUAUACAUUUAUACAUUGAAGCAAUCACAUUUGUAAUAUCCAUGUUAUUAAAUUUUGAAAUUAGGAAAAAUGAACAGCGUUGUGAUGGAGCUUGGUCAAGACCUUGGGACAAAGCAAUACAUUAAUUUACAGGUACAUUCAACACAAUUUGUCCUGUUUGGAUGCCGACGUGAAUUUGGUUUGUAAUUUCUACAGAACUGAUUAUAGAAAGGGGCUGUAUCAGUUCCUUUUAUAAUGGUUCACUGGUAAAUCUAGAUAGGUGCUUUAGAAUAGUAGUUUAGUUUUUUUCCUAUUUUAGAUAUAACAAGUUGCCCUUAAUUAAUGAUAUUAAGCACUUAUAAUCUAGAUCGAAGUGAAAUUGGAAAUAGACUGAGACUCUUCCCUCAAUUGUUUUUAAUGCAUCAGAAUUGGCUGUAUGGUGUUGGUGAAUAUUGUUGUGUUUGAAUAAUUGUUAUUUGUUGCAAUGUUAGAUUGUAGAUUUACAGCCUUGCCUACAGCCAUUCUGUCAUCAAAGUUUUUACUCCAAUGGUAUUGAUAGUUGAGACGAUUGUAAAGAGUUUUUUGUCCGGAUCCUCGUACCACUGCCAAUAAGGACAGCAGUACAUUGGUAACUUUUACAGCAUCACUUUAGCUUGGAUAGGUCCUCGUACCACUGCCAAUAAGGACAGCUGUACAUUGGUAACUUUUACAGCAUCACUUUAGUUUGGAUAGGUCAUCUCCGAAAAAGAAAGAAACAUUCCUUGCAAAGCUUUUAUGAAAAUAUAAUGCAGUUGAUAUAAAGAAACAUGAAUCACUGAGUUAUAAAAAACAACGAGGCCAGAUCAAGGAGCUGCCUUGUCAGGGAUAAUACCCUGCCUAGUCACAUUAUUAUAGCCCAAACGAAAUUGAGGAGAGGUAACUGGUCUGGAUGUAAAAAAUAAUUCUGUACAAUUUCUAGUGUUUUGUCUGCACUUAGAGCAGUGGGACAGGGAUCCUUAAAAUCUUGUUCGCUAUUAACGACAUAGUGGAUACCAUGUUUAUUUUAUUUCUUUGAUACUCUACAAUUACACAGAUAAGUGUAAUGUUAGCUGCACAGUUCACCCACAUGAUAGUUCAGUUCAUAUGUCAGUGCCAAUACAUGUGUAAAGAUGUACAGAUAAUUGUAGAACUAGAUUUAUUUGAUACUGAUUAAAUCAGUGAUUUUAUUUAAUAUUUAAAUCUUUUUAUUCCAAUCAUAUUAUGUUAAUAUGUAACACAUUUAAAUCUGACUGAGUUGGCUCUUUCAGUUCUAUAAAGGUUCAAGUUGAACUUAAGACCUAAAGUAUUAAAUGUAUGUCACACCGGUGUUGGGUCUGCAUGAAAAAGAAGCACGUUUUCUUUUUAAAAAAUAUCUUUUCUUUUUCGCUUAUAUUGUAGUUCUUUAUAAACUCAACAUAUCCCAAUGAAAGUCCUCAAUAAUAUUGCACUUUUCUCAAACUGGUGUUAUUACCUCUAUACAGUUAUGCCUACAUGGUUUCAUAUUUAAUGCAGCUUAAGAUAAUAGAAAUCAAUAUACUGUAUACUUCGUUAUAUUGCGGGGGAAUCAUUUUUUGCCUUAUUUGCGUUAACUAAAGAUUGCGCAAAUUUAAAUAUGCAGCAAAUAUCAAGACCCUGAAUGAUAAGUCUCCGUGAAAAUAUAUACAGAUGCAAAAGAAAAAACCUAUUGCCAAAUAAUAAAGAAGAUAAAACCACUUGAUUUUGUGUUUUACUCUAUAAAAUAAAUCCUAUCACCCUAAUACAAAAGUACCCUAAUAAGUGCAAUACUUUAACUUGGCCAUGUUGUGCAAAAUUUAAUUCCCACAAUUAGUUUUAUUAGGGACAACCCCUAAAUAUUAGCCCUGUGAAAUUAAACACAGUAGAAUUUCCUUGAGAGAGUAAUUCAUUGCCACAGAAAGUAAAAGUUUAUAAAUCAAAGUUAACUUUUUCACUCUUUGUACAUAAGGUAGUUUCACGGUCAUGAAGUAUGCGUUUGAAUCUCAUUAAAUUGUGAUUACAUGUCAUUUCCAUAUUGUGGAGCUCAGUUUGGUUUGGUUCUCCUGUCCUUGGUGUGAAUGUUAUUAGUAUUUGAUGGCACUUUAUCAUUUAAAUCUCAUAAGGAUUGUUCCUCGUCUACAUCUCCUUAUCUUGUGUGACUCUUCAUUAAAAAAAAAUGUUUCAAAAUCAACAGGAGUAUUUAUAGAAUGGUUUGACUCUAUCAUAACUGUUCAACUCUGAUUUUCUAAUUAAGCUGUCACUCAAAGAGUGCAGUGUAGACUAAGCCUAGGAAGUUACCGACUUCACCUACUCGACCACAAUCCAUGUGCAUUCAAUUUGUUGGUACUUGUAAGUAACAACCUGUAUUAGUCCCAGUAUGUGUAAAGAUGAUACUCUCCACAUUUUAUAAGCAUAUUAAGCAGAGAAGUGCUAUCUCUUUAAAACACUUGUUACGGGAAAAUGGCUAAUAAAUUAAGUAAGUUUAGUUAUUAAAAUUGCAAUUACACUUCAGGUGAUUGCAAUUGUUGCCUAGGAAUCAUGCUGUUACAGUUGAAGUGUUCUUAUUUAGGAAAUGUCUUGUUUUAUUUGAAAAUAAUAUCAAGCAUUCAUACCAUUUUUAAAAGGACACACAAAUGUUAUAAAAAUAAUAAAUGCCAUUCUAACC
This is a messenger RNA of Mizuhopecten yessoensis (Yesso scallop), 4627 nucleotides long. Its product is annotated as inhibitor of growth protein 5-like. Gene Ontology annotation, biological process: regulation of DNA-templated transcription. The coding region runs from base 43 to 783 and encodes 246 amino acids. The transcript is spliced from 7 exons. Gene Ontology annotation, cellular component: nucleus. Lineage: Eukaryota; Metazoa; Mollusca; Bivalvia; Pectinida; Pectinidae. The record is from RefSeq and is a predicted model, not a curated record.